This is a messenger RNA of Zea mays, 1470 nucleotides long. RefSeq lists its product as uncharacterized. The transcript is spliced from 2 exons. NCBI's taxonomy places the organism in Eukaryota, Viridiplantae, Streptophyta, Magnoliopsida, Poales, Poaceae. Bases 212 to 631 code for a protein of 139 amino acids. The record is from RefSeq and is a predicted model, not a curated record.
GCCCCGGCCCGGCUUGAGCUGGGGGAGUAUAUAUUAACUAAAGAAGAAGGGCAUUUUAGUCAUUUGCAGUCGCAACUAACAAGCAACAAGUGGUGCACACAUCCGCAGCCGCCAACUACAAAAUGCCCGUGAGGCAGAUCAGCUGCCCACUCGAACGGUAAAGCAAAAACCUGCAGGCAAGCUAGCUAGCCACGCGCACGCAGAUCAGCAGAUGAAGCUGUUCGCCUUCGUGAGGCGCGCGCGCCGGCCGCCGCCGACGGCGCCCGACGACGACACAGCCACAGCCGCCGCCGCUGCGACCACGGAGAAGCGGCGCCGGAGGCUGUCCUCGUCUUCGUCGUCGGGGUCGGCGUGGAAGCCGACGCUGGGCGCCAUCUCCGAGGACGCCGCCAUGACGUCCGCGCCCGUGGCGCAGGCGAAGGCAGCAGCGGCGCCGGCCAGGGCCAAGGCGAGGUCGCCUCGCCGUGCCACCCGGGCGGCCGGCUACGACGACUUCCGCACCAGCUUUGGCCGUCGUAGUCAAACACUCAAAGUAGAUGAAGCUGGUGACCCGGUCAGGCGUGCCAGUGGCCACCCCCAGCAAAGGCACAAGCCUGUGCUGCUGCUGCUGCUGCUGCAUGAGCAUGACUGAACUGAACCUGUGGAGUACUGCCGCCAUGAUGACCUAGGGCCUGCCACUACUACAUGUCCCUGGGGAUCAUCGUACGUCGAAAAGAUCAGCGCGCAAUGCACUGCAGAUUGCGCAAGAAGAGGACCUGACCCGCGCUUCACAAGGCUCAUCUCUAGCUUCAAAUCCAAUCCGAUGAUGCUCCAGCGUUAUUACUAUACUGCCGACUUCUGUAUACAGCGUCGACCCUACCAAACCCAACAGUUCCUCGCUCGCUUUCGUCAGCUGCUAGUUAAAGUAUAGUAGCAUUCACUGUUGACGUUGACGCUGACUCAGGUGCAUCCAUCUUUUCUACCUGCAGGCACUACGGCCACCCGACGGUGCUGCCGGCCUUCACGCCGACGGCGUUCCUGUUCUGAGCGGUGGCGAACCGCAAGCAACGCAAAACGUCGGCGGACCGGCGGCGGUGUUUGUACAGCUCAUGUGUGUGGUGGUGGUGCAGCUCGACGACGACGACGGCUUCCUGCUUUGUUUUUGUUCUUCCAACCUUCAUGCACAGCAAAGAGCUGAUCCCUAGCUUAGUGCUUCUGAUCUAUAUAUGAUGUGUAUACACAACUCUGCUGUUUCGGAUCCCCCCCCCCCCCCCCCCCCCACCACCACCACCAUACUUGGGCAGCGCUUUUGUGAUUUCUCUCGCAGCCAUAAAUAGUGCUACAUAAUUUGCUCCGUUUUGGCUCGCACCGCGGCGUGGCUACUGAUAGGGCUACUUUCGGAGCUACAAAAUCGGAAUCUGUACCCACAACUACUGGAAUCUGCACCCAGUUUCACCUCUUUCCUUAAUCAAUUGGGCCAGAUUCGAACAA